UUGAUCUACCACGAGAUUGUAAUGACUAAAACCCUAGAAGUCUAGCCUGUAUGACUAUAUCUUCGUCUUCGGACUAAACCCUUCGGUUUAUAUAGACACAGGAGGGGACUAGGGUUGUACAAAGUCAGUUAUAGAGAAAGAAAUAUUCAUAUUUGGACGCCAAGCUUGCCUUCAACGCCAAGGAGAGUCCCAUACGGACACGGGAGAGAGCCUUCGGUCUUGUAUGUUCACAACCCAUUAGUCCAGCCCAUGUCCAACAAGCCGGACGCCCGAGGACCCCUUAGUCCAGGACUCCCUCAGCAUUAUUUUUACCACGUAUAAUGAACAUCGCUGGUAACUUCAUAUCUCAUUUCCUCACUAAUGGCAACUGGAAUGUGUGUGUUGGAAUAGAGGCCUGAAGUACUGCAAGCCUGGCAAAGAAGCACCGUAAAGUUGUCACUCCCAUGAAACUCCAUGAAUAAUAAUGUAUUUUGGAAAGGAGGCAAAGAUCAAUUUCCAAGUAGGUGGGCAUUGUACAGCAAUGAGUUUACUAAAUUGUACUCCCUAUGUUCCUAAAUAUAAGUCUUUUAAGAGAUCUCGAUAAGAACUACAUACGGAUGCAUAUAGACAUAUUUUAGAGUAUAGAUUCACUCAUUUUGCGAUGUAUAUAUUCGAAAUCUCUCUCUCUCUCUCUCUCUCUCUCUCUCUAAUUCAUUAAUAUAUGUUGCUCCUUUCAGUUCAGGGCCUUCCUUUUCUUGUGCCAGCACACAUGCCACCUACAUAGAAAUGGCUGAAAUACGUGCCAUCACACAUGCCACCUACAUAGAAAUGGCUGAAACACCAUUCUAAGGAAUACAUUACACAUAAGCUUGAUGACACAACUACUGCCAAUGUAAAAUAUUUGUAAGCCUAAUUGAGAACUAUGUCAGAAAAUAAAAUAAAAUUGUCACUAUUGUAUUCUUAUAAAACAAAAUUAUCACUCGUGUUCUUGGUAAACACGAUGAGAUGUAAAAAGUCAAUGAGAUUAUUAGAAGUGAUAAAAAUGGAAAUGCACAAGAAGCGCAACAUAUUAACAAAAAAAUUAGAGCAAGGACUGACAUGACGAUAGGAAAAAUGAAUCAAUUAGGUUAUUAGAAGUGAUAAAAAGAAAUGCACAAGCAAUGCAAAAUACUAAAAAGAAUUCUAGAAGGUUUCACAUGACUAUGGGCAAAUGAUUUUUGCUUUCAGCGAAUUUAUGGAGACAACAUGUGGCUCUGAGCUUGGCAACCUAGCAUGUACUGAAUAUAUCUCUGAAUGACUUACUGCAAGUGUGUGUCAUUAAAGUAACGAAAUUGUUCUUCACAAGCUUGACUCCUGAUAAUCAAGGGCCAAUGCAUCAGACUUAUGCAUAGAAAAGAGACCAAGUUGAUGCAAAACUCUUACAUAUUAUAACACCGCUGCCACUGCAAUUCAGGCAACUCCUUGUGUGCCACCUUGUUCUUCGCCGAAUGCACUUAUUAACAUUACAACACAUAGGCAAGCUAGAAAUCUUUGUAUAGGGGGGAUACCUUCUUCCUACAUGAGAUUAAAAAAAUGUAAAACGAUCCUCGACCAUCGAGGGAAUCAAAUUUCAGAGGACCACCAGGGGCCCCAUCUUGCUGUGACUGGUAGUGAGGAGCAGCCUCAGAGUAGCGUCAUGUAUCAUAAAAAUCAUGCUUUGAGUGAAAACAAACAAACUUGCAUAAUAAUCUGCUACCAACUGCACACUGCAUGUUACUUACAAAGCAAUCUGAAAGAAAAGUAUUUCUUGUUUGAGAACCGAAGAGACAUGCACGCAUAUCAUGGUAUGAAAAGAUAAUAGAGUUGCAAUCUGAUGCAAUCAUCAAGACAGGUUUGAAUGUCGUGAGGAUGGAGUCAGAGCUUCAGGGCCACCUGAAGCGAAGAAGUGCAGUCGUAUUGGAUUUAAUAGGAGCCGGUCAUCAUCACCAUACAGCAAGAGAUGCAAGCAAUUGGUCAUCUUCUCAUGAGAGAAUGAAUGAAUGAGCUUACCACAUCUGAAUCUGUUGUUGCCGCUACAAGUCAGGCUUAUAGCGAUAGAACUUGCAGACCCUGCUAAACGCGAAUGACAGCCCCUUCCACUCUGAACCCAUUGCACAAAUCACAAUUACACCCCACUCCCAUCCGAGAUGCCAGAUGAUGCCGACGGCAAAGGGGUCGUGGCCGUAGAUGAUGAAGCAAAGGUCGGCGCUGACGAAGUCCAUGAAGGCGCCGAAGAUGGCCACUGGGUCCUGCCCUGCCAUGUCGGCAUCGCCGGCGAAGCCAGGAACGCAUGGUUGGCUCUCAUUAAAUCAGAAACAUUGUGUCAGUUAUAAAAGCCAUGCAAAACAUUACUUGAUGAUUCAUUGAACAACAUGAGAGCUAAAACUAAGUUCAAGUGGCAUCUAUUAAAAAAAUAAUGUUCAGUAUUAAUCAUGAAUUGUUAAGCAAAAAGUAAGAAGAGCAUGACAAUGUUAAUAAACAGCGACAGCGAACACACACACACAUGCUCAACAACGUCAGGAAGCACACACAUUAGCAGGAAGCACACACAGCGGUCGGGCACAUCACAUACACAUGCUGGGUACAAACGAACAAUCUUAGUACACAAAAAACAGAGCAAGGAUAAAUAAGUUUGCUUUCUCAAGAAAUAAAUUAGGGUUCAUAGGAACUUCUCAACGUGCUUUUGUUGCACAUUCUCAGAUAAAAUUUGCAGUGACCAUUGCUCUGCUUUGAGACUACAGAAAGCAAACACAAAGCGAACAUACCUGUUCCUCUCGAUUCAGGGCACGCCCUAGCGGCGCUCUUCGCUGGCCGCAACGCCGCCACGCCCUGCUGUUGGGUUAUGCGAUUGCCUCCGUGCCGUCGUCCCAUGGGUCAGGGGGCACACACUUCAGGGGCUGCUCGCUGACAGCAACGCCGCCACGCCCUGGGGUUACGCCGUCAAGCCCUUGUGGCGGUCCGCGCCGUUGUCCCACGAUUCAGGGCCCUCGACCAGGGCACGAUCGAUGGGUCCAACGGAGGCAGCAGACAGUGCGGACGGGCGGCGACGGAGGACAAAGACGGCACGUAGGGUUUGUAGAGAGGAGGAAGACGAUGCGGAGGGACGGCAGUGGAGGAGAAAUCACGUCUUCCCUGUGAAGUCGGCGGCGGCGAUCUCGUGCGCCCUGUGAGGUCUGCGGCGGCGGUUGGCGGCGGCGUUCUCGUGCGCCAUGUGAGGUCCGCGGCGGCGGGAUCGCCCCUCCCCUAUCUCGCACGGGUCGGCGACGUCUCCUCAAGCGGAUUGUCUGUUGGAGGGCGGCAGCGAAGGGAUAGCGCGGCGGCGGCGAAGGGAUGGAGGGCGGCCGUGAACGAGGGCAGUGAGUCGGGCGUGCGAGUGGAGGGCAGGAGAGUCAUGCGUGCGAUUGGUUUAGGUUUUUUUUUGCUGGUUAAUUUUCGUAGGUUUUUUCGUUGGUUAAUUUUCGUAGGUUUUUCCUUUUCCUUUGCUUGUAGAUGGGUGUGACGGGAGGUGCGGUCUUGGACUGCCUGGGCAUCGCGACGUGGUUUUUUUUGGUUUGACGCGGCUAACAGUGAAGUGGAAUGAGGGACGAAAAAAAUCAUGAUAGAUGGAACGAAAAUUAACCGUAGAGACUAUCAACUAAGACAUUGAGAAUAGAGAUUCGACAGCAAAUCUUUCCUUACGCAGAGCCCGAUCGAUCCAAGCCAAAGCAAAAUCAAUCCCAGCAAAGAAUAGAAAGUCCAAAAGAGACGGGCGUUGCGUGUUGGACAUGGACUCACGUAGACGUACAGGAUAGAUCCAUAUUACGCACAAUUCAACUAUGGACUCCUUCGUUUCCCUCUAUCGAUCCCAACAUCUCCGCCUUCCCAGAGCUGAUCGAUCUGCACGCCUGCCGGCCGGCCACAUGGAGGGGACCAACAGCGACGGCAAUGGUAUGUGCUUUUCCUAUGACGUGCUACUUGGCAUCCUCCGCCGCCUCCCGUGCAACGCCAUCGCCAAGUCCCGGCGCGUCUGCCGUGCGUGGCGCGCCCUCGUCGACGCCCACAACCUCCUCCAGCUCCCGACGGUGUUCUUCGACGUGACCAUCGGCGGCGCCCCCGCAGGCCGCAUCGUGAUGAGGCUGUUCGCCAAGGACGUGCCCAAGACGGCGGAGAACUUCCGCGCUCUCUGCACCGGCGAGAAGGGCGUCGGCAAGAGCGGCAAGGCGCUGCACUAUAGGGGCAGCGUGUUCCACCGCGUGAUCCCAGGCUUUAUGUGCCAGGGCGGCGACUUCACCAUGGGCAACGGCCUCGGCGGCGAGUCCAUCUACGGCGACAAGUUCCGCGACGAGAAGUUCGUCCGCAAGCACACGCCCGGGAUGCUCUCCAUGGCCAACGCGGGGCCCAAUACCAACGGCUCCCAGUUCUUCAUCUGCACCGUACCCUGCCCGUGGCUCGACGACAAGGACGUAGUCUUCGGCGAGGUCGUCGAGGGCAUGGACGUCGUCAGGAACAUCGAGAAGGUGGGCUCCCGCAGCGGCAUAUGCACCAAUUCCGUCGUCAUCGCCGACUGCGGCCAGCUCUAGGCCCUGUGCCCUCCCCUAGCCAUUCAUCGUCGUCCCAUGUCACGUCGUUGAUCUAAAAUAAGUUGGUGUGAGUGUCGUGUCUUCCCUUUGUCCGUCCAAUGAGAUCUCCGUCGUUGGUUUAGGAGGGUUUUAGGUGGACUCUUUAGGCUGCUGGAUCUGUGUUCGGCGUCCAUGGUUAUCUUCCAUCAAAUUUUGCAAGCGGCUAAAACAUUUCGUCAAACUCAAAGCCACAAAGUUUCAUAAUUCUUGUUUAUUUUGAUUGCUAUUUUGUUUUACCACCACCAAGCCUUUUUAGGUAUGUAUGUCUAUUUGUAGUGUUGAGGAGGAAAGUACAUUUUAUGCUCUUGUGUCUUGCGUUUGACGAUGAUGUAUAUAUGGGAUCUCCCCCAAGAUGAUUUUUUGUCAAUUCCGGCCCGUAGGAGGAACCAACCACAGCUCUCAUGAUCGAACAGUAUUGCCGAGGUUGCACCUGUCCCAUCAGGGUAAUAGGAAGCAUCAACGUCUAACUUAUAAAAAGACACUGAAGGCCUAGUCCACUUUGCAUCAACAGCUACUGGACGUUGUGAUGCUCUUGCAUGGUUUGAGGCCAGCGACUGUAUUGCAAGUGCUGUAUUUUACUCCUUUCAUGACGUGUGUGCGUUCAUAGGGAUGUGUAUAUGCGUGUGUAUAUAAGCGCUUGCGUUUGUACUAUGUUAAAAAAACAUAUCUAUCUACUUGUCAGAGUCGGCCAGUCUAGAGGCUGUCAUCGUCGUGUUCCUUUGAUUUUAGGGUUGCGUGGGGCUGAGCCUCCACAUAUCUCCAUAUAUAUAUAUAUAUAUAUACAUACUGCAUAUACAUGUCUAUACACGUGAUACUAGACCUAUUUUAACACUCCCCCUUAAUCUGAACUACUACACACAAGGUUCAGAUUGGUCUUGAAACGGUUUAGCAUCUGUUGAGUAGCUGGUUUGGUAAAUACAUCAGCCAGCUGAUCAUUCGUGCAGAUAAACCUGGCCUGCAGAGCACCAGAAGCAACUUGCUCACGCACAAAAUGAAAAUUAAUCUCAAUGUGCUUGGUACGAGCAUGAAAGACUGGAUUUACCGUCAGGUAUGUAGCCCCUAGGUUGUCAGACCACAAAAUGGGAGUACGCUACUGA
This is a messenger RNA of Triticum aestivum (bread wheat), 5692 nucleotides long. RefSeq names its product peptidyl-prolyl cis-trans isomerase-like. NCBI's taxonomy places the organism in Eukaryota, Viridiplantae, Streptophyta, Magnoliopsida, Poales, Poaceae. Gene Ontology annotation, cellular component: cytoplasm. Gene Ontology annotation, biological process: protein folding; protein peptidyl-prolyl isomerization. Bases 3813 to 4556 code for a protein of 247 amino acids. The record is from RefSeq and is a predicted model, not a curated record. Gene Ontology annotation, molecular function: protein binding; cyclosporin A binding; peptidyl-prolyl cis-trans isomerase activity. The transcript has a single exon.